AUGCUCAAGAGAACCUUGUUCAGGGAGGCCAGCACCAGCAAUUGCUGCCCAGAAGCAGCAGCAGCAGCAGCAGCAGCAAGCGCAGCAGCAGCAACAGAACAGACAGCAACAGAAGACGCAGCAGCAGCAGCGGACGACGAUGAAGAUGAAGAAGCAGCAGCAGCAACGGACGAGGAGUUAGCUGCAGCAGCAGAUGCAGAGGAUGAAGAGACAACAGCAGCAACAGCAGCAACAGCAGCAGCAGCAGCAGCAGCAACAGCAACUUCUUUUGUGUUCCGCUCGCCUCGAAGCCAAAGCAAGAGAAUGGACAAAGAAGCGCAUGCAGAAAUAAAUAUUAAAAUAAAUAAAGAAACAAAAAAAGAAAAAGAAAAAGGGAAGGAAAAGGAAAAAGGGAAGGAAAAAGAAAAAGAAAAAGAAAAAGAAAAAGAAAAAGAAAAAAGUGAAACAAAAAAGGAAAAGGAGAAGGAAGCCCUUCGGCGUGCUGCAGUGUUUGCUGCUGCUGCCUUAAGCCGCGCUGCAGCAACGCUAGAGGCAUAUCAGCAGCAGCAGCAGCUGCUGCUGCGGCAGCAGCAGCAACAGCAGCAGCGGCAGCAGCAGCAGCAGCAGCUAAUGGACCGCAGCUGCAAGAAACCCAAAGGAGACAAACUAAAGGCUGCUGCCUCGCCCUCCUUGAGCUUGCUGCCGCCUGCAGCACAGUUCCUCAGCAGCAGCAGCAGCCGCAGCAGCAGCAGCAUUAGUAGCAGCAGCAGCAGCAUCAGCAGCAGCAGCUGCAGCAGCAGUAGCAGCAGCAACAGCAGCAUCAGCGAAAGUAAAGGAGCUUACCGCUGGAGCGGCAAGGGGCCCCUCUAUUUGUCUCAGUCCCUAACUGCAGCAGCAGCAGCAGCAGCAGCAGCAAGGAGUCCCACUGUCAGUAUUGCUGGAGUAGAGAGCCAGCAGCAGCAGCAGCAGCAACAACAGCAGGAACGGCGGCGGCUUUCUUUUGAGGAUAAGUUCGAGAGGCAGCUGCGGCUGCUGCAGCAAAAACAUUUACGAAAGACACAUUGGCAGCAGCAGCAACAGCGGCUGCUGCAGGAAGAGUUAUUGCUGCUGCAGCAGCAGCGACAACAACAACAACAACAGCAGCAGCAGCAGCAGCAACACUCGCUGCUUCCUGUUGUUUCCAGCUCCCCAUCCAUCACCAACAAACCCAUCAACAGCAGUAGCAGCAGCAGCAGCAACAGCAGCAGCAGCAGCAGCAGCAGCAGCAGGGGCAUAAGCGAGCACAGUCUUCGGCUGAAGACAGCAGCACUUUUUCGAGAAGAAGUUCGCAGAGGAGUUUUAUCUCCUUCGACUUUAAUGAAAACAAAAAAGCAAAUUGAAGUUCUUUUCUUUGGGGGGCAGCAAAAAGAAAUUGCUGCAGCAAAAGAAGCAGCAGAAUGCACCUUCAGGCCCGCCAUCAACCCCGCCCGCAACAGCAGCAGCAGCAGCAGCAGCAGCAGCAGCAGCAGCAGCAAGGUACCGUGGUGGAAGAGGCUUUACGCGGACGCCCAGCGAGUCGAAAAGGAAGCAGAAAUUAAAAUGCAAUUAAGUAAAGAAAAUAUAAAUAAAAAUAUCAAUAAUGAAACUUUAGAUAAAAAUAUAAAGGAAAAUUUAAAUAAAAAUAUUAAAAAAGAAAAUAUUAAAGCAGCAGCAGCAGCAGCAGCAGCAGUUGAUGGACCGGAGCUGCGUAAAGCCACGCAGCUGCGCGACAGCAACCCUUUGCUGCUGCUGCUGCAGCAGCGCCAGCAGCGACUGCAGCAGCAGCAGCAGCAGCAGCAGAAGCAGCUGCAGGAAAGGCUGCAGAAGUACCGGGGCCCCAUUUCCGAGCAGCAGCAGCAGCUGCUGCAGCCGCUGGCACACAGCUGGGCAGCCAAGGCUGCUGUUGCUGCUGCUGCUGUUCCUGUUGCUGCUGCUGUUCCUGCUGCUGCUGCUGCUGACGGCAGGGCGCUGCUGCAGCAGUACUUGGGGGGAAGUCGGCUGCUGCAGCUAAACAGACAAAAGGGUGUUUAA
Molecule: messenger RNA, 2028 nt
Organism: Eimeria tenella
Lineage: Eukaryota; Apicomplexa; Conoidasida; Eucoccidiorida; Eimeriidae
Exons: 1
Coding region: 1-2028 (675 amino acids)
Biological process (GO): regulation of transcription by RNA polymerase II
Cellular component (GO): nucleus
Molecular function (GO): transcription cis-regulatory region binding
Source: RefSeq, a predicted model, not a curated record